Schizosaccharomyces cryophilus OY26 is the source of this 1084-nucleotide messenger RNA. RefSeq names its product isopentenyl-diphosphate delta-isomerase Idi1. Gene Ontology annotation, biological process: isopentenyl diphosphate biosynthetic process; isoprenoid biosynthetic process. NCBI's taxonomy places the organism in Eukaryota, Fungi, Ascomycota, Schizosaccharomycetes, Schizosaccharomycetales, Schizosaccharomycetaceae. The record is from RefSeq and is a predicted model, not a curated record. Gene Ontology annotation, molecular function: isopentenyl-diphosphate delta-isomerase activity. The coding region runs from base 18 to 704 and encodes 228 amino acids. Gene Ontology annotation, cellular component: cytoplasm. The transcript is spliced from 3 exons.
CUUCACCAACAUUGACGAUGAGCGUCACACAGCAGCAAAUGCUCUAUGAUGAAGAGCAAUUGAGAUUGAUGGAAGAAGUCUGUAUUGUAGUAGACGAAAAUGAUAAGCCUGUACGAUCUGGCACGAAAAAAGAAUGCCACUUAAUGGAAAAUAUUCAUAAAGGAUUAUUACAUAGAGCCUUUUCCAUGUUUCUUUUUGAUAAUGAAAACCGUCUUUUGUUGCAGCAACGGGCAGCUGAAAAAAUCACUUUUCCUUCCUUAUGGACCAACACGUGCUGCUCACAUCCAUUAGAUGUUGCCUCUGAGCGCGGAUCUAAAUUGGAUGAAGCGGUUAUGGGCGUGAAGUCUGCCGCACAAAGAAAGUUGUUUCAUGAACUAGGAAUCAAGGCUGAAUAUAUUCCUAAAGAAAGGUACCAGUACUUAACCAGGAUUCAUUACCUUGCACCUAGCGUUGACAAAUGGGGCGAGCAUGAGAUUGACUAUAUUUUGUUCUAUAAGGGUCAUGUUGAGUUGGAAAUCAAUCCUAAUGAGGUACAAGCCUAUAAGUAUGUUACUAUGGAUGAGUUAAAGGCUAUGUUUGAAGAUCCUGAAUACAAGUUUACUCCCUGGUUUAAGUUGAUUUGCCAGCACUUUUUGUUCAAAUGGUGGACAGAUGUGGAUAAUUCGAGCAAAUUCGAAGAUCAGGAAAUUCAUCGGAUGGUAUAGAAGGGUUUGACUUUCAUGAUGUGCUAUCUCUGAAGGCGUUCUUUUUUACUUUCUUUCUUUUUGGGGCAAGCUUCUAUGGUUUUGUCUUUGAAUUCGGAAAUUAAUAUAGAUUUGAGGAUAUAAGUAAUCUUUUGUUGUAUUUACUUGUCAUAUAUACCGGGCACGUCUUUUGAAGAGUCUAUGGAAAAGCUCGGUCUAAUUGGCACUAUUAGAAGUGUUUCGCAGAUUUACCAUUUUGCAAUAAUAGAUAAUAAAUACAGGGUGUAAUGAUAUAAUAUUCGAUUUGGCGGUAUCCCGAGUUGAAGGGGAAUGCAUAGUUUGAAUGGAACAUAAACUUUUUUUUGUGGUAAAAGAAGGAAGAAAGAACAUGAAACAUUUUG